Messenger RNA from Scatophagus argus, 1966 nucleotides. It is a transcript of the gene star2, whose product is annotated as steroidogenic acute regulatory protein 2. The transcript is spliced from 7 exons. Gene Ontology annotation, biological process: regulation of steroid biosynthetic process; intracellular cholesterol transport; steroid biosynthetic process. The record is from RefSeq and is a predicted model, not a curated record. Gene Ontology annotation, cellular component: mitochondrion; mitochondrial intermembrane space. Bases 781 to 1635 code for a protein of 284 amino acids. NCBI's taxonomy places the organism in Eukaryota, Metazoa, Chordata, Actinopteri, Scatophagidae. Gene Ontology annotation, molecular function: cholesterol transfer activity; cholesterol binding.
ACCUGCUGGCUGAUUUAUGUGUUGUGCUCUCACUUAAGAUAAAUAAAUCAGCCAGUAUUAUAAAACUGCGGUACCAAACCUGUAUAAAUUGCAAGUUUAUUUAAUCCGUGAUUCCUUCCAUUGGAAUCAGAUGAAAUCUGAAAAAAACAAAAACAAAACAAAAAAACCCUGCAACAUUGGAGACUGUAAAAGUGGACAUUUACGGAUAGACUUAGUUAGCAAGAGGUCAACAGCACACAGCAGGUUAGGUUUGUUAAUUGGCAAGAAUUGUGCACAUCCAGAGUGACAGUGACUAAUUAUUGCUAUAUUAAUUGAUAUGACAGUCUGUUCUCAAGUAGCUAAUUUUCAUAUUUUUCAUGGGAGUCCUUUAUUCAGAGUUGUUCAGAUAAUUAUUAUUCAUUACACAGACAAAUUACUGAUAUAAUGUGCUGUCUCUGUCACUAUAUUCAUAUCCAAAGUAGGACUGCUUUGGCCUUAGCUGCCACAAUAUCAGAGGCUCUUAAAGUUGGAGAUUUUAGUUUCUCGCAUAGUUUUAUAGUGGUUUAACACACAAAUAUGUCAAAUACUCACAGCUCUUACUGUUAUAUUUUCCUCUGUGCCUUGCAUCCAAUAUUGUGUUUUGGUCACUAAAGUUCUUUUCACGUGUGGCCUUCGGGACAGAAUUCAGAACAGGUCCUAUCUUCUUCUCUGGUUCUUAUCUCAGUGCAGCGUCCUUCACAGGCCAUAUAAAGACUGGAGAUUCUCUCUGUUAUUUUGCUGUCACUGUCGAAGACAGACAAUAUGCUGCCUGCUGUUGUAAAGCUCUGCUGUGGAAUCUCCUACCCGCAUCUGAGGAGUAUGGCAGGACUUCAACGCACAGCUGUGGCAGUGAUAGGCCAGGAAAUCACACGCCUGCAGUGGUGGGGACAGAACCAACAUCGCAUGAGAGCACAUGCUGGAUUAAAAAAUAAUGAGCCCAAACCUGAAGAUAUGAACCCUGUGCCGCUGAAAGAAGACCAGGUGUUUUAUGUACAAGGCCAAGAAGCAAUGAGGAAGGCUCUCGUUAUGUUGGAGGACAAGGAAGGAUGGAAGGUUGAGAUCACAGAGAGCGGAGGGGAUGUGAUCUGUAGCAAAGUCAUGCCGGGGGCCAGGAAGGUCUUCAGGCUGGAGGCGGUCCUGGAGGCCAGCGUGGAUGAGCUCUAUGACCUCCUUUUUGUCAGAGUGGAAGAGAUGCACCAGUGGAACCCGAGCAUAAAGCAUAUCAAAGUUCUGAAGCAUGUUGGACCUGAAACAAUUGUCACUCAUGAGAUUUCAGCCGAGACAGCAGGAAAUCUGAUUGGCCAAAGGGAUUUCCUGAGUGUCAGACACAGUUGCAAACAAGAAUCCAGCAUUUAUCUUGGAGGAGCAGCAAUUCAAUUGGAGUCCUUUCCACCUCAGGCAGGCUUUGUCAGAGCUGAGGAUGGACCAACCUGCAUCAUCAUUCAGGCUCUGGAUACAAGAAAAAGCCGCUUCACAUGGCUUCUCAAUAUGGACGUAAAGGUAAAGUCGGGUGGCUGCCAAAGUCCAUUGUCAAUCAGGCUUUGCCCCGAGCACAGCUGGAUUUCACCAGACACCUCCGCAGACGUCUCACAGCGAGCGCCACCCUGGGCUGACUGAGUCUGUGUGACACUCAUAUUGCAGCGACACCCUGUCAUCACUCACAGGGGAAGCCCGGGAGACGGAGAUGGGGUGACAGCUUGGCCGCCUGACACAACGCUGCCAUUUCAGUGAGAGCAGAAAUGCUGCCCAGAGGAGGCACUCAGCUCCAGCUGCUGGCAGAGACCAGUGUCAACAGCCCUGUGCCAGCCUGGCAGGAGGAAGCUGGUUUAUAAUAGGAAUUAUUGUCACCAUGUGCCACUAGAACCUCAUUAAGAUUUCCUGAUUAGGAGUCAUCGCUUGUCUUGUUGACACUUGACUGCAUAUGAAAUUAAUAAAGAGCUUGAAUGUG